AUGUGCGGCAUGAAACCAGGAGAUCGCCGUUCUGGACUGUCCCAGCAGGUGAUCCAAACGCAGCUCCCGGCACAUGUACGAUACGCUUGUACGCAUCUUGUACAUCAUCUGGAGCAAGCCAAAAUGAAGGUGAAAGACAACGACGAGUUCCACCAGUUUAUCAAAGUUCAUCUUCUCCACUGGCUCGAGGCUCUCAGCAUUCUGGGUCAACCGGGAAAAGCGAUUGAUUUAGCCGACAGAUUAGUGAGAGUAGUUGAGGUGUUCGACUUUCUCCAGGAUUCAGACUCAUUCGCUUUCAACCACAUGUCGACCUUUUCCCAAUAUCCCCUCCAGUUGUAUUGGUCCGCACUGUCAUUUUCACCAACGGCAAGCAUAGUACGGCAGACGUUUCACGAUUGCAUCCCGAAAUGCAUCGCUUUCCAAACAUCGCACGAGACAUCCUGGCCUCCUCUGAUACGCUCAAUGAUUCCAGAGGGCGACCCCGAAGUAGACUAUAAGGAGUUGAAGAUUUCGUCUCUGGCUGUUUCUCCCGAUUCGAGUCUAGUCGCAGGCGGGUAUCAUUACAACAUGAUUCAGAUUUGGUCAAUGUCGACCGGCGAACCUUUGCACAGGAUCUUUCUCGACACUAUUGAAAAUGACGACAACGGGCAUCAAUGCCAUUCCGUCUCAAUUCUCGUCUUCUCAGGAGACUCGAAGCACUUGAUAACAACAUCUUUUCAAAUGCAAUGUUUCCACAUCUACAAGACAGAAUGCGGGUCGCUUGAACGCAUCAUUUCCAAUAUGGACGGGGAUGUGUGCCAUAUCGACGCGUCCCUGGAAGGAGACAUUUUCGCCUCGGCGCACGAGGCCGGUGCCGUUGCUCUGUGGUCCAUAUCGACUGGGAAACGACUUCGAUUGCUACUGUCGCCAGCCAACAGCAUCGCGGAAAGCCCCACGACAACAAGUCCCGAAUAUGUUGGGUUUUCAGCAGAUUCUCGAUCCGUGGCAGCGAUUUUCUUCAAUGACGAUGAAACCUGCAUCUGGGAUACGACCACUGGUCACCUCGUUCGGACCAUCCAACGCAACAAGCCCUACAUAACGUCACAUACCCACUUUUGGAACACCCCCCCAUUUGGAACACCUAAAAAUGAAGCUAUCCUAACAGCACUACUAUCUUUAAUUAAUUACUGAUUAGGCCUAGAUGCUACUACAAUACAGCUUUUAGCUUUACUAGGGUAUUUAGAGUCGCU
Colletotrichum destructivum is the source of this 1229-nucleotide messenger RNA. Its product is annotated as Putative quinoprotein amine dehydrogenase, beta chain. The transcript is spliced from 2 exons. Gene Ontology annotation, molecular function: protein binding. The record is from RefSeq and is a predicted model, not a curated record. Bases 1 to 1170 code for a protein of 389 amino acids. NCBI's taxonomy places the organism in Eukaryota, Fungi, Ascomycota, Sordariomycetes, Glomerellales, Glomerellaceae.